Thamnophis elegans (Western terrestrial garter snake) is the source of this 1175-nucleotide messenger RNA. It is a transcript of the gene RAB2B, whose product is annotated as RAB2B, member RAS oncogene family. Bases 160 to 783 code for a protein of 207 amino acids. Gene Ontology annotation, molecular function: GTPase activity; GTP binding. Gene Ontology annotation, cellular component: Golgi apparatus. The record is from RefSeq and is a predicted model, not a curated record. NCBI's taxonomy places the organism in Eukaryota, Metazoa, Chordata, Lepidosauria, Squamata, Natricidae. The transcript is spliced from 8 exons.
CUGCUUCCUCACCCCAGGGUCGUGCCAGGACCGUGGUUGCAUUGGCAUCAGAACGUGGUUAAAUCUAGGUUAGGUUUUGCUGAUCUCUAAAUCCCAGGUUUUGUGGAUCUGGCCUCAUUCAGUCCCCAGGUUAACCAAGAUUGGACCCAGAGGGAAGAAAUGGACAUUGAAUCUAUAACAGGUGUCGGGAAAUCAUGCCUCUUGCUACAGUUCACAGAUAAACGGUUUAUGGCUGUUCAUGAUUUGACAAUUGGGGUAGAGUUCGGGGCACGGAUGAUUACCAUUGAAAACAAAAAGAUCAAACUGCAGAUUUGGGAUACGGCUGGCCAGGAAUCCUUCCGUUCGAUCACCCGCUCGUAUUACCGAGGAACAGCCGGGGCGCUCUUGGUCUAUGACAUCACCAGGCGGGAAACUUUCAACCAUUUGUAUGCCUGGCUAGAAGAUGCACGGCAGCAUUCUAGUCCCCACAUGGUGAUUAUGCUGAUUGGCAAUAAAAGUGACAUGGAGCAUCGGCGGGUUGUACAGAAAGAAGAAGGGGAGGCUUUCGCCCGGGAACAUGGCAUGGUUUUCAUGGAGACAUCGGCAAAGACAGCAGCCAACGUGGAAGAGGCCUUUCUCAACACAGCCAAAGCCAUCUACAGAAAGAUCCAGCAGGGUGAACUUGACAUUUCCAAUGAGGGAAACGGGAUCAGGAUCGGCUCUAAACAGCCAGCGGUUCUUUCGGCUGGGACAUCCGUCCGCCCGGGACCACAAGGCUCUGGGGACCGAUCGGGCUGUUGCUAAGUUUGCUUGAAAUCCUGACCAGCGCACUGAGGCUGGGAACAAAUAGAGGAUGGUGCCUUGUAUUUCUUAUUCAAAUGGCAUUGGGGGGGAGGCAAGGAUUUUCCAGUCUGGUUUUCCUUUCUCCUUUUGAUAUGAAUUUGGGGUUCCCCUGAAUCUAAUCUUUGGUCUCCCCAUCAAGGGCUGUCUGGCUUUUUCUUCUAGAAGGAAAAGUAUUUAUUUCCCUUCUCCAGUCUGGAUUUAUGUCAACAGUGACUUUUCUCCCCACUGUUGAAAACUUCCUUCCCUUGGACUCCAUUAAAUUUUGGGGGGAUCUUCCAGGUUGCCAUACCUGAUUAAUAUUAAUAUUAAGCUGUGAUGUACGCUUUCUCCGCUUCCUAUUAAAAAGUUUUCAC